CUGAGCGGGAACAGUGUUUUCCGGUGUGCUGUGUUGACACCGAUUGCGCCUCCGGUUCCACCGUGUACCGAGCUGACAGCAGCCGUGAUGACACCCUGGAAAACACACGUGCCAAUGCUGCUCUAUAAAACCACACACACUCGCUCACACCGACACAAACACAGACACAGACACACACGAAACGAGCGGAGUACUACGGAGAGGAACUUUCUACCUGAACGUCAUGGGCGUCAUCAUCUCACACAUCCUGUCCAGGUUCUUCAGCAAGACACCUGUCCGGAUCUUAAUGGUGGGUCUGGAUGCAGCAGGUAAAACCACUCUGCUGUACAAACUGAAGCUGUCCGAGGUUGUCACCACCAUCCCAACAAUCGGUUUUAAUGUGGAGACAGUGGAAUAUAAGAACAUCAGUUUUACCGUUUGGGAUGUUGGCGGUCAGACCAUCAUCAGACCUCUGUGGAGACAUUACUACACUAACACACAGGGUCUGAUAUUUGUGAUCGACAGUAACGACCCCGAGAGGAUUAAAGAGGCUGCUGACGAGCUGCACAGGAUGCUGGAGGAGGACGAGCUGAGGGGUGUGGCUGUGCUGGUUUUGGCUAACAAACAGGAUUUGCCCAGAGCCAUGUCCGUCAGUGACAUCACCGAGGCCCUGGGCCUAUCAAGAGUCUCACACCCGUGGUUUAUCCAGGCGUCCUGUGCCAUCAGUGGUACAGGUCUGGUCGAGGGUCUGGACUGGCUCUCCAACCAGAUCCUGAAGUAGUAGAAGCUCCACAGUUCUGAUUCAUUGACUUCCUGCUCAAACAUCAGGCUGUCCUCUGUGGACGGAGACAGUGAAUCCAGGAGAAACAUGAAGGGUCACUUCUGGAUUUGACAUUUAACCUGCUGUGUUUGCUGCAUACAGAGAAGACUGUCGGCACCGACUUCCUUAUGGGAAACCCUUCACAAUUUGUUUGUGCCACAUUUACAUCACUUUAUGAAAAUCAAAACAUUAGGAUGACAUAUCAGAGCAGCAGAGUGAAACCAAAGCAUCGGGAGGUAUUUUGAUGAAGACAAGGGGAAAAAAUUGAGAAAUGUCAAAACUAUACAUGUUAUUCUGUGUAACAGAAAUAUCUGUUGAUCCCUCUGUUUUUUCCUUGGAAGAUGUGUUUUAGACAAACCAGGUGGAUCAUUGUAACGGAAACUUCACUGCACUGAUUUUCUGCACUUUUUCAUCUGUUUAGGGAUUAUUUUAUCGAAUUGUUUGUGAGUUUACUUUUGAAAUAAAUAUAUAUCUUGUCUUUUA
This is a messenger RNA of Monopterus albus (swamp eel), 1282 nucleotides long. Its product is annotated as ADP-ribosylation factor 4. Gene Ontology annotation, molecular function: GTP binding; GTPase activity. NCBI's taxonomy places the organism in Eukaryota, Metazoa, Chordata, Actinopteri, Synbranchiformes, Synbranchidae. Bases 224 to 760 code for a protein of 178 amino acids. The transcript has 6 exons. The record is from RefSeq and is a predicted model, not a curated record.